UGGUGCGGGGUAGCGUUGCCCCUCAGCUCUGAGCUAUCAAUAUCUAUUCCCACGAUUCGAUCAAUAGUUCAUGAGUCAAAGAUAACCUCCAAAGCACAUAAUACAACCCUUUUUCUAUAUAUAUUGAAAAGUAGCCGUCGCCGCGUCGUCGAAAGAACGAAAUUUCGGUAAUCCAUACCUACGACGGACUCGGUAUGGCCCAUUCCAAAAGGGUCGAAACAAUGGAAGACGCAAGCAGACCCACCAGCGCUGCGUUUAGCAGCCACCCUGACAGCUUGGCCAUUCCCCACAGAGGUGACUCGAUCGCCGUUCUUCAACGAAAGAUGACGGCCUUAGCGGAGGCUGUUCGCCGUGGACAAAGCGUGGCGCUCGUGACACACUACAAGGCAUCCGCAAAUCCGGAAAGGGAUGCCACGAGAAAAGCUAUUGUCGAAAUGCCAAUACAAGAGCUAGAAGCGUGGACUCUCUACAGCCAGGGCAAAUACCCAUUACCAAAGGUUGACUGGAACGCCAGUCGAGAACCAGCGCCGACUUCAACAAGACCUCUUCGGAUAGCCCGACGGCGUGCAGAAACCCUUAAUCGUCUUUACAAGACCGAGAAUGCGGAUGCGGGCCACUCCGUGUGGUUUACGAAAAGCGAAUCUGUCCACCUUCCUCUCGUCAAGGCCAUGGCACGAGUAAUCGGGGCUGAGAGGGACCUCCUAGGCGGGCAAUGCGCGCUGAGUGCGACUCAAAUUGCAGACCUGCAGUCCAUUAACGAGAUAUUGUCCGUGUCUGGCCAGAUUUUAGCGGAGCGUGGACGCGGUGCGACGGCAGCAGCAAUCUCAUCCGCCCAGCAAAUUUUAGGCGCUCAGCGCAACACGCUCCAAGAGGUACUUAGGGGGACCGGAAAGAAACGAAAAAGGUCGCCCGACGAAUGUUGUGAGAGAAGUGUACUAGCGCCAGGACAGAGAGGAAGGGAUGAGUAACGCCUCUCCCUCCGUCUCCGCAUUCUGGAUUGGUCGCAAUCUGACGAACGAGCUCCUUGCCUGCGAAUCUAGGUACUUGGACACCUCCCACGAGUUGUCGCUGUCGUCGAGGAACGCCUCCUAGUGCAGCCUCCCUGUGCCUUCGGAUUGUCCGGUGGAAGAGCCUCUUCGCCCGCGUCGCUGUGCUGCGUAUUUCCGCGGCUUCUCUGCCUGCCGCCGCAACGCGCACGCCCGGUUCCUCCAGUACGCCUACGACUUCCUCAGCGCCGUGAGGUUCUCGUUCCAGAACCUUUAGCUUGAUCCCGAGAUCACGUGUCACUGAGUUAACUGCGUGGUAGGCAG
This is a messenger RNA of Trematosphaeria pertusa, 1310 nucleotides long. RefSeq lists its product as uncharacterized. NCBI's taxonomy places the organism in Eukaryota, Fungi, Ascomycota, Dothideomycetes, Pleosporales, Trematosphaeriaceae. The coding region runs from base 195 to 968 and encodes 257 amino acids. The transcript has a single exon. The record is from RefSeq and is a predicted model, not a curated record.